AUGUGGCAGCCCGCGUGCACUGUAGACGAGGCCCGCUUGUCGCAUUAUUUCGCCAACCUAGCGCACAAUAAAGCUGCCCGGCGCAAGGAGUUCCGCGCCGCCCGGUUUGUCGCCAAACUGAAGAGGAGGAGAGAGCGUUCAUUCAUGUCUUCGUGGAGUUCGUUGGGGCCGCGCCAGAAGUCGGAGUGCGGGGCGCGUAAGGAGACCCCGAACCACAUCGUGGCCGCUGCCCGGACUGGCGGCUUCCUCACGGCGGUUAGCGCUUCGGGGGUCAUCGUCGACAUCGACGAGUUAGUGGGGGUGGAAUCCUUGUCCCAGCGAUACCGCUUCUUGGCAAUACUAAAGAGCCGGCACCCAGAUUUGAAGGUCAUCGUCCACGACGACGCGUGCCAUUUGCGCUUGAUGGUGGAGGCGAACCGGGCCAGUUCUCCGAUCGCCGAGGAGCUGGCGGCCGACGUCGCAUGCAUCGUCGACGAGUACCACGCGAGCGCGCACGCGGGGGCGUGGUGCAAGAAGCACUGCUUGCCAUCUCUGCCGGAAAACCAGGCGCUCCUCCGGAAGUUCCCCACGAACAUCUGCGAGGUGAAGAACUCGGACCUAUCCCACCUAGCUCAUACUAUCCAUCACAUGGGCCGCUGGAUGUGCAUCCUUGCCGUGGCGGAGAUGGUGGGCGUGAGCAACCGCCGCGUCCUCGUUCUUGCGGAGGCGCGUCGCGGCGUUGAGCGGAGGAAGGUGGCUCGGGCAAAGAAGAAGGCGCAGGAGAAGCUCUGCGCCGCAACCCCGCCCCCCGAGCUCACCGCGGCCGAGAUCCGCGCGCUCAUGGACGCCGCGCAGCAGAAGGUCGACGAGAACUUCAACGCUGCCGAGCACUUGCCAGAAGCCGUGUAUAAAUUCGUCCACCCAAUAGCGACCACCACGUGCCAGGGCUUUUAUUCCACGACGAUGAUGUUGCUGGGCGCCGUCCCGGUCUUGACGAACGGCGCCCGCGUCAAGCUGUGGUCGCAGAAAGCGUGUCCUCUCACCGCGGUCGUCAUCCAGGUGGCAGUGCCGCAGAAAGGCAAGAGUCGUCUGUAUCCCGUCAUCGAGGAGAUGUUCGACACCUGCGACGACGUGGUGGCGGACCUGGCCCAGCACAUGUUCAACGAGGUUCGCGAAGGGAGGCAAGACGCGCACGCCAGCGUCGGCGGGGAACUCGUAGUGAAUUCUGCCGCCUUCCAGAGUUUUACAUUCCCGGAGUUUUUCUUCAGGUGUUCUGCUGCGUGCAAGCAGGUCGAGUGCAAGGUUGGGGAUAAGAAGACUGACCCAGGCAUCCCGGCCAGGGUCUGGUUCGGCAACGGCUUCAACCUGGACGAGGCGUACGAGUUCUUCGACGGUUUGGGCCUCCUCGGUAAUGCGACCAAAGACAAGGACAAGACGCCCUCCUUGAACGCGUCGUUGCUGAAUUCGCUGUUGCAGUCUGGCAAAACCAGGAGGGCGACGCGCACAAGCACCAAUUUCGGCAUGUCGAGGGGCAAGACCGUGUCCAUCUCCAUUCUCGGCAACGCCCACCCCGACAAGGCCAUUCCCAUGGACCGCGGUUGUUUGGGCUCCCACACGGCGGCCACGAAAGAGCGAUUCGUGCUCUGCCUCGACCGCGCGGUGCCUCGACACGCGCCUUUGCCCGAGGACUGCGAGCUCGAAGCCGGUGAUGAUGGGUGGGCGUGGCUGCCUCUCACGGCCCAGCAAGCCGCGGUCUACGGGUAG
Messenger RNA from Prorocentrum cordatum, 1743 nucleotides. The record is from the annotation of a GenBank genome assembly. Lineage: Eukaryota; Dinophyceae; Prorocentrales; Prorocentraceae.